Orussus abietinus is the source of this 7380-nucleotide messenger RNA. RefSeq lists its product as uncharacterized. Bases 864 to 4043 code for a protein of 1059 amino acids. Lineage: Eukaryota; Metazoa; Arthropoda; Insecta; Hymenoptera; Orussidae. Gene Ontology annotation, biological process: cGMP catabolic process. Gene Ontology annotation, molecular function: 3',5'-cyclic-GMP phosphodiesterase activity. The record is from RefSeq and is a predicted model, not a curated record. The transcript is spliced from 10 exons.
CCGGGAAAUGGAUUUUCCUCGGGCCGGGAAAGGCGAAUCCUCCCGGCGGGCGCCGCGCGCGCUGACCAGGACCGCCAGUCGCGCGUGUCGCCUCGGACCGGACGAGUGAGCUCCGCGCGGAGUGACCUGUCCCGGCGGCCGACGUAACCUCCGCGCACGCCGCCCGAUAAAGCGUCUCGCGCCUUCGUGCCCGUGCCCGAGCAGUGCGCGCAGUGCCGCGGCCCGCUUCCGAGCCGAGGGACCAGGGGGGGCGGGCCGAAAGUGCCCCCGAGGACGCGCGCCGACCGUCGCAAGGCCACGGGACCGUCUCUGGAAUUUCGACGAGACGGGGGCCGAGUCCAGGUCGCGAUCGCGCUCUUCCAAACUAAGAAUGAAAUUCAUCGAGCGGCUUAGCACUCGACUGUGAAAUUCACCUGGAAGUUGGAAAAUAGAUCGUCGAUCUGAGCUUUUUCUGUGAAAGCUCCAGGAAGUGCAGGACGUCUCUACUUUUACGAGAGGUGUCAAGAUAGAGAGGACACCUCGUGGGGCGAGAAGUUUCCCCUGUUCUCCGAGUUGCUCCGAACUGAGGAUGGACCAUGCCAAGGUGAGGGGCGUCCUCGCAGGUGAGCCUCCCUCGAGCCCUGGGCCGAUCUCUCGCUCCCCAGCAUCCCGGGUCUCCCGCGAGGUCUCCCGCGCCCUUCCUGAGGAAGUCCGAAUCGGUCGGGGUGCCCGGCGGGUAGCCAGGGGUGCCAGGGCGGCGAUGCGACGAUGAGCCCGGCGAACGCGGGCCAGCCCGUCACCCGACACCCCCGGACCGAGAGACCACCCAGAGACCGGAAGCUAGACCGGAACCGAGACCGGAAGUCUCGCCGCGAGACCAGGCCAUGGACCAGGAGACGAGGAACGGGACCGGCAGCUGCGACGAGGACGAGAGCUCCGUUAACGUUUACUUCCUCGUCGGAGACCGCAGGGAGGUCGCCACCUUCCGGCCCGAUCAGGUUACCAAUCAGGAGAUCAAGGAACUCUUCAGAAGCGCCGCGGAGGCUGGCCCUCUGGACAUCGUGAAGCUUCGAAAGGGUGAAAAGCUCCUGAACAUUUCGCCCAACCUUCCACCGAACACUCCUGAAACGCCGUACACCCUGCAGGUUGUCGGCGUCCACCCUGUGACUUCGGGGAUGAUCGAGGCAGAUUUAUUACGCGCCCUGGAAAGGCGCGUAGCAGCCCUGGAGCGAGAACUUCGCCAACACCAGGAAGCAGCUUCGACGGCACCUUCUCUGGCACUUCGGGAGCUGAAACGACAGGUCGACAUCUUCAAGAACAAGUUGGAAACUACCGAGCAUCUCAGCUGGCUGGGAUUCUACAAACAGCUUCCGGAGCCGAUUUCGUCCGAGGCCUGUCGAAGACUGCAGUAUCGCCGGAAAAGCGACAGCGUGAAGCGCAAAGUACGCGAGAAGUUCCUUAACAUCUGCGACGUAACGGUGUCGACGAGUGUGCGAGAGUGGCUGAGGUCUCCAGCUUUUGACGCCCGACAAUGGGAAGAUGAGGAGUUGUUGUUGAUGCUGCAGACCAUGUUCGUCGAGCUCGACUUACCGCAGAAAUUCAAUAUUCCGCUGUCGACCUUGAGGAACUUCCUCUUCGAGGUUUACAAUAACUACAACGAGGUUCCUUUUCACAAUUUCCGGCACUGCUUCUGCGUGGCUCAGAUGAUGUACGCGAUAGCCUGGGCCGUCGAUCUGCCUUCAAAGAUCGGCUACCUCGAGGUCUUCGUGUUGAUCGUCUCGUGCAUUUGUCACGACCUGGAUCAUCCUGGUUACAACAACAUCUACCAAAUAAAUGCACGAACUGAGCUCGCGUUGCGCUACAAUGACAUUUCCCCUCUGGAGAACCAUCACUGUUCGGUGGCCUUCAGGGUGCUGGAAGCCCCGGAAUGCAACAUCCUCGCAUCCUUAAAUUCCUCGACCUUCAGGACAGUCCGAGAAGGCAUCAUCAGGUGCAUCCUGGCAACGGACAUGGCAAGGCACAACGAGAUCCUGGGUCAAUUCACGGACGUCGUGCCCGAGUUCGAUUACUCCAACAAGACUCACAUCAACCUGCUCUCUAUGAUCCUGAUCAAGGUAGCCGACAUCAGCAACGAGGCAAGGCCCAUGGACGUGGCCGAGCCUUGGUUGGACAGCCUUCUUCAGGAGUUCUUCAAGCAAAGCGAUGCCGAAAAGCUGGAAGGUCUUCCUGUGACUCCAUUCAUGGACCGUGACAAGGUGACCAAGCCAUCUUCUCAGUGCAGCUUCAUCGGCCUGGUCUUGUUGCCGCUCUUCGAAGCCCUGGGCGAGCUGUUCCCAGAACUCCAGAAUCUGAUAGUGAAGCCAGUCAGAGAAGCCUUGGAGUACUACCGUCGCUUGAACGAGGCAGCUAAGGAUGAACGUCACCACAGGAAGAGCCUGGUGGACCUGGGAGAGUCCUCGCACUGCUCGACUCCUGGGAACGGACAGCCAGUCGUGAAGUCGGCCUCUUCGCAGAGCGUUCGUUCCAAAAAGUCAGCAGGGACGCAGCAUUCCAGGUCGCGUUCGAUGGAUGACGAAGGGGAAAACCUGACGAUCGAGGAGAUGGAAAACAUCGACUCUUCGGAUCCGGAAACGGCGACGGAAGUCGAGAUCAGCGAGAAGACGUUGAAGUUCAAGAUCUCCACCGAGGGGAACCUCGCUGGCAGGAAGAGUCAUCCUGGAAGUCGGAAAGGCAGCCGAGAAAAGACCACCUUGGACUACUACACUCAUGAUUUGAUCAGGGAAAUCAGGGAGCAUGAACGAGAGAGGAGGAAAAGUCGGGGGGAGCACUUCAGCAGCGACAUGAGUUCUCCGGUGAGCGCCAGAUCAGCAGACGAGCCCAGGAUCCUGGAGGAGCUGGAAAAGGACGAGGUAGUCUUCGUGGAAGCAAGGAUUUCGGACGAGAGGCCCGAAGGCAAUGGCAAUGCGGUUCCGGUGGACGUUUUGGGCGGGAAGAAAGCGUCUAUAAUAAGCAUCGAGGAGGACAUGAAGAACUCCAGGAAGGACUCCAUCAGAGAAGGGGUGCGUUGCUGUUGCGACGACUCCAGAGACAAGAGCACCGCUAAUAACCACGGUAAGUCGCUGCUGACCAGACUUCGGAACUUCACAGACCGCUUAAGUAUUAGCUUCGAUUCCAAGGAGCCCCCAGUCCCAAAACAAACCAAACACCCGAACUCGAAGACGCUGAACAAGAGCAACUCGAUAACCAGCACUUCGUCGAAGCAUACUCCGUCAAUCUGUAAAAAGUGUAACCUAGCGAAAAGUAACAAAGAGAACGAUGUGAAAACGGAGGUGACGACCGUGCGGGCCAUGACCCUGCCGAAGGCGAAGAAGUCUCAGGACGGGAAGAACAAGAGCUGGAGAACGGUGUUCGCCAAGGAGAAGAGGCCCUCGGUGUCCUUGGAAGCGCUACCAGCAGUGGACUCCCAGGAGGCGAUAGUCGCCAAACACAGGAGGAACUUCUCGAACCCUGAAGGUAAAACUAGCCCUAUAGCGAAGAAUCUAAGCCUGAGGGAACCUAAAGGGAUGAACUUCAAGGAGAUAGAUUUAAGGUCGAAGCCGGAAAUCGUCGUGGACCCUAGCAGCAGCACGACGAUGAUCGGCAAGGACAUCGGUAAGGUAGAGAUCAGGAGAAGUUCCGCGAGCAUGGAGGAUAUUUCUAAGAUCACUAAACAAAACGAGCCUCCUUUGCUAGGAUCCCUAGACGACAAGAAGACCGAGGAGCUCCAGCACACGGGGAGUUUGGAUUCGAUGCUCUAUAAGGAGUCCUUGAUCGGAAAGAAGCCCGUGGCGUUUUCCUCCCCGGGGACGUCGAAGAAGACUUCUGCUGGCUUGUUCUCCAGGUUCAAGUCUGGGAUGAGCAUGGACUCGGGGGCUCGGAGCAAUAGUGGAUCUUUGCACGAGCCCCAGUCCCCGGGUGGAUGGAUAUCCUCUCUAACAGCUAGCUUCAGACCAAAAAGGCAAGCCAGCGAGACUCCCUCGUCGCCGCAUUGCUCGCAGUCGCCUAAUCUCGAGGAACCGAAGUGAGGCCGAUUGUCCGGAUCGAUCCUGAAGAGAGGAAAAUGCACGCUGCUCCGUGGAGAACCUGGACGGUUCUUCGAAUAGGCCGCCAGCUGAGGUGGACCUCGUCGAAGUCGAAACACCAGGAUGCCGGACGUUCUAUGCGACGAUGGCGAAGAGGACGCUGAAGAUCCCGUGGCAUACAAGAAGCGAGAGGAAGAUUGCUCUUCCUUCUGCAGCGCCGGAGGAAACACGAUGGAAAGCAGAAGAGAAUCCAAAGAGUCUGGAUGAAGUCGACCUUCUCUUUACUCCCGAGGAGGCGUCGAGGAUAUUAAGAGCACUCUUGAGAUGACGAUGACGAUGAACCGAAUGAAGAACCUGAACACUCGGAUGAUACCCUGAAAAAUGUUCCGGGGUGAAAAUUUGAACGUGGUUGGCUUUCUUCAAGGAUAGACGAGCUGGAUGCCGGCCAUCCGAGGUAUUGAUGUGAUCUGAGCUGAAUAAAUAACAAAUGAGGGGAGUUCUAAAAUCCUGAUUGAGGUAGAACACUCACUCACGUUCACAAUAAUGCCGAUAAGAUGUUAAAGUUCGCCAUUUUGGAUUACUGAAGAGGCUUGGUGACCUCGAUGUCGAUGAAAACGCUCAAUAUUCUAAUUGAUGAAGACCUCAACAUGCUCUGGUCUCUCUAUAGAAAUAAUCUAAUUUGACGAAAGACUCUUCCUUUGAGAAACCUCUUCUUGUCAAUGCUCGUUUGUUCAGUAUAAUCCACGCAAUUUAAUUCUAACGAGCAUCUAUUCAACAUUGUGUUGGUACCUUCGUCGUACCAUUCAAAUGUAUGAAUUCAUCUUCAUUAGUUCCAACCGUUUUUAUAUAUUGGCAACCAUCGGAUGUGUUUAGAAUCGUCAUCGUUACUUGCAAAAGAGUACCUUUAAGAAGCACUUUUGCCAAGGGCACAACUUCGGGAACGGAUUGCCAUUCCCGAAGGAGCGGAAGAAUGCCGGCUAUCCAUUGUAAGGGUAACCUUGAAGACCUCCUGAAGGAGUCCAAAGAAAGUUCAAAGAAGGUCCUUUUUCCAUUCUGUUAAUGUCUGAAGGCUUCGAGGAAUGGGCCAAUCAGGGGCGGUGCCAAUACAAUUCCACGGCUGCUCGAUAUCCCAGACUAAGAGUACUAUAAGGCCCUAGACUAUUUUAUUUAUUGUCUAACCGAACGCGUAGCUUAACGAGUAAUCAUUAAUGUUGUUCGUUAUGUAUAUAUAUACAUAUACGUAUGGAGUAUAUACAUCGUAUAUAUACAUGCGCAUCCAGAUCCACUCACUGGUACAUAUAUAUACACCCACAUACCUGCACACACGGAUCUAAAGAUAGAUUGUUAGGUAGACGAACAGAUAGGCGGAUACGAGUAGAUUGUUAGGUAGUUAUAGUCGCCAUAAUGAUUAAAUUCAAAAAGUCGUAACUGUCCUGAAUGUUGCCGAAGUUCCCGCGGAGGUAUCGGAAAAUGUCUGCAAGUGCCGGGCGAUUGUUUUCCCGGAUGCGAAUCCGAUUUCCGUGCACGGCACCGGACCCGCUGUAUUGAAUCUCUUCAGAUCAAAAUGAGACUUCAGUUCCUUCGAUGAUAAACGACCACGCAUCUUGGUCCACCAUUCCCCAGUAGAGAUGGCUGAUCUUCGUUUGAAGGCAUUCAAUACGGCUAAUCUAACGUCAGUGACUACAGACAGAACUUAGGAGUUUCUAAGAGUGCCACGAAACUGCUCCACUUUUGUAAAAUCAUCUCUAUGCAAGUCGCUGCCUUUUUAUGAGAGACGCCAUACGAUCUCGCGAUGUUCACUCUCAGAAUUUUAUCAGACAUUGCCGUUAAAGAUGUCAGCCUAUGAUUAAAUACUUGACUUGAGUUUAGGUGAGGAGACGUAAGGCUCAUUUUCCAGCGACUACGUCGCGCCAAUCUCGCCCAAACUGAAUACGUAUAAAAUUCGUAGUUGAUUGAUUGACUGAGAACUUCAACGCGUUGCAUCUAUCAAAAGGUCUUACCUUUUGUCUGUAGACACUGAGGACCCUAACCCUCGCCGAACUGUAACGAUCACAGUGAUAAUCGUCACAUUCGACCUUUCCACGAUCAGUUUCUCUAUGGUAUCGCACUUUCGUUUUUUUUUUUUUAGAUGUUUAUAUUUUUAUACUCCAAUGACUACAUGGCAAAUAUGACUAUACGGCGACUAAACCGCAUGUAUUGUUGAACUCUAGUCUUACGUUAUGGUCGCGGUCCCAACAAUUCUACGGACCCUGUUCUUCCCCGAUCAACCUCUUCGUGUCCAUUUUACAAGAUAAGAUGAUUUUUUGGACACACUUCUGCUUUUACCUGGCGAUCUAUUUCCUUUCUUAAAUCGUAAAUUCUUCUCUCUGUUGAUACAAUAAAUUCCCGGGCAUUUAUCGUCUUUGGCACCAUUGAUCUCUACUGCCUGAAAGAUUUCUAUUCAGUCUUGAAUAUCUGUCCGAGCAGAUUUUACUUUCUUGACAAUUGAUAAGGGGUUCGAUAAAAAUCAAAACUGUCACCUAGACCUGAAACGAGGCGGUAAUACCGAAAGACUUAUUAAGCAAGUAAAAUCACCGUUAAUAAAUUGUCGGGUUUUGCGAAGUUUGUAAAUUGUUUAAUGAGAUGGGUGUUUAUUACUUCUUAGUUUAAUUACUCGGUCCUGUAAUAACAAUAUUUCAUUGCGCGGGUUUGUCCAUCAUUACUCAUGUCCAUCGUUGGGUAUUAUCCUCCUCUUUCCGGUUUUCUCUCGUCAGGAACAUUUUGAACGCCGACACUCGGCAUCGAACUAUUGUUAAAUACUACCUUGUGCCUGAACUCUAUUAUUUAUUUAUUACUCCUUCUAAUCUAUCGUCCCGUGUAAGAGCGCUGGAAUUGAAAUACCAUUCUUUUUUCUUUCGAAACUCACCCGACAUUCCUCGACGAACAUCGUAACUUAUGCAUAUCUUUAAACAAUGCAUUGGACAAUGAACAAAAAGUAAAAAUUUAUUCCGUACAGUGUCCUGAUUAAAUUGUAUGACUAACAAUGACCAUUUAGCAUCACACUCGAAGCGAUGUUUAUUCGGACAAAAUGAUAGGUCAUCGACGAUAUACGAGUACUAAAUAAAAUGGAUAUAGUAACUUGUAACUCCUGGUAUGCUAUGAUCUUACAUAAUUGGCACUUUCCAACUACAUAAUGUAAGCAUAAACAAUUCGGCGUGAGUUUCGAAAAGAAAAGCCGACGAAUUGGCCUAAUCGUCGCAAUGGUGGGCCAACUAUCUCGUAUGUCAACCGUUUCAGCACCGUAUGACUGUCAAUUGAUUAGUUAUUUAUUCACACGAGAGAUAAUUGUUAUCACACAUCG